This is a messenger RNA of Vespula pensylvanica (western yellowjacket), 8896 nucleotides long. RefSeq names its product fibrillin-1. The transcript has 23 exons. Lineage: Eukaryota; Metazoa; Arthropoda; Insecta; Hymenoptera; Vespidae. Bases 527 to 8575 code for a protein of 2682 amino acids. Gene Ontology annotation, molecular function: calcium ion binding. The record is from RefSeq and is a predicted model, not a curated record.
AUGAUGAUGAUGAUGAUGAUGAUGGUAAUGGUGAUAGUGAUAGUGAUGGUGUUGGAGAUGGCGAUGGUGGUAGUGGAGGAGGAUAAGAAAGAAACACGAGAUGAUCUUGAUCCUCGAUUUAACGUACAACGGUUCCCCCUCGGGAGGUCUUGGCACGAUGUAUGUCGUCGCGCGGUAUAUACCGCGUGUGUGCCUAAUGGUGGAAGGAAACGUUAUCCAGAGGCGGGCAACGGACGGGCAACACACUACUAGUCCGGUGUACCCUGGUAGGGCCGAGAGAAGUCAGCCUCCGGAAUACGAACUCGGACUCAGUCUUCGAACUGGUCUCGUAGCACGCUGUGUGCGGUGUGCCCGUGUGUCAUACAGCCCCGAAUAUUAGAAGGAAGAGGGAAGACAUUGGAAAGGAAUCAAUCGAUCGAAGGAAGAAAAAAAAGCGUGACAUGAAGCUGAAGGAAGGUUGAACGUUUUAUCAUUAUUAUUCAUCAGAUAUUAUCGUCGUUAAGGGAUUUGUAAUCCACGAUUGAAAAUGAUGACGAUACUCUUCUUGGGAUUAUGCCUCUCCGUCUGUCUAUCAGAUGUGUUAGGAAAUUGUCCUUUGGUACAACCACCACAAUGGGGUGCGGUACGAGAAAGGGUUCUUGAAGAUGGUACUUUACAGACCGUAUAUUCCUGUGAGGUAGGGCGUAGACUAAAAGGACACAAGGUAGCCACUUGCACGGCGAACGGUUGGGAUCAUCCUGUACCCAAGUGUGUACUUCUAGAGAACAAGUUGCAACACUUUCGUAACGAUCUAUAUAUGGGUGAUGAGCCAAGUAGAAAUUUGAGAAGCGAUACGACGAGGAAGCAACGAGUUCAAGCACGGAAGAGGCUCGGCGAGUUGAAGAGACGUAGGAAAACGAAGGAUAAGAGGAAGCAAAUGCCGGAGAAGUCUCUAUCGGGAGUAAAGCCGUCGGUGGUGUCGGAUGUCGGUGGCUUGAACGAAACUUUGAUGUCGAGAUUGGAUCUAAGUUGUCUCAUGAAGGCACGCAGAAAGGGUCUUAUCAAAGCACCCUCGGUCGUUAAUGCUUAUCCUCCGAGAUACGCUAGGAGAAAGAACGCUCUACCACCUUUCAAUCGAUACUUGGUCGCAGUUUAUGUUUGCCUGGAGGAGUUCGUUCUCGAGGACUCGAUGGUGGAUCGACUUUUUUGCAGCGAAGCAACUUGGCUUGGUCUUGUACCAAAAUGCGUGAAGAAAGGAGAAACGAUAAUCGAUAACGUGCGACGUUGCGAUCAGGAGAGGGGUGGCUGUGAACACGUGUGCGAGGAUACGCCGAUUGGUGCGAAGUGUUCCUGUUUCGAUGGCUUUCGAAUCAAUGGUACCUCCUGUAUAGACAUAGACGAAUGUUCAGAGGACACUGCCAAGUGUUCAGAUUUUUGUCUGAACGAUCCUGGCUCUUACCACUGUGAAUGUCAUUCUGGCUUUCAGUUGGCAGCAAAUGGGCAUACUUGUCAAGAUGUUAACGAGUGUCUGCCGAACAACGGACACGGCCCUUGUCAAGGUACCUGUCGUAAUCUCGAAGGCGGUUACGAGUGCAGCUGCACCGAUAUCCCUGGAUUUAAAUUGGCAUUGGACAACCAUACUUGCGAGGACAUCGACGAAUGCGCGAAUAACAACGCCGGUUGUUCUCACGUAUGCCUGAACACACCAGGAAGUGUCUUUUGCCUUUGCCCGGAUGGUUUUUACUUGACCAACGAUUGGAAGACUUGUCAAGACGUGAACGAGUGCGAAAAUGUUUCGAAGAUUUGUCCGGAGGAUACCAACUGCGAGAACACCUUAGGAUCUUACAGAUGUAUAAACAAGCCGAAAAAGAUGACGAAGGUGUUGCAGGAAGAAGAUUACGAUACGGAGGAGGACGACGACGAGGAGGACGACGUGGACGAGGACGAUUAUAACGAGAGUUUGACCGAAUUACCGGAUGUAGGGAAAUGCGAGGAUGGGUUUAGGAAGGACGAGAAUGGAAAUUGCGUUGAUAUCGACGAGUGUGUGGAAGGCGACGAGGGUGAAACGCACGGCUGCGAACACGAAUGUAGAAACGACGAAGGUAGUUAUCAUUGCGUUUGUCGUUCCGGUUACCAACUGGAAGAAGACGAGGUGUCCUGCAAGGACAUAGACGAGUGUACGAAAUCACCGUUGGCCUGUUCCCAUAGUUGCAGCAAUAUCGAGGGUUCCUUUGUAUGCGGUUGUCCUUUGGGACAGGUAUUGAAGGAAGACAAUGUAACGUGUACGGAAGAGAGAACCUGUUCGUCCUUGAAACCAGCAUGCUCUCAGGAUUGUCAGUAUAUCGAGGACGAAGGUCCUCGAUGUAUUUGCCAUCCUGGAUAUCGCCUCUUGGAAGACAACAUAACUUGUAUCGAUAUAAACGAAUGUACGUAUACACCGUGCUCGCAUUCUUGCGUUAAUUUAGAGGGCAGCUUCUCAUGUACGUGUCCCGCUGGUUUCGUUUUACGCGACAACGACAAGUUCAAUUGCACGGACGUUGACGAGUGUAACGAGCCAGGUCAUGGAUGCGAACACGAGUGUAUUAAUAUUCGCGGAAGUUACGAGUGCGUUUGUCACGACGGUUUUCUUCUUAAGGACGAUCGAAGAAGUUGCAUCGAUUUGAACGAGUGCGAGAUGGAACGUCAUCGUUGCUCGCACAAUUGCACGAACGUUAUCGGUGGUUAUCUCUGUAGCUGUCCUACGGGUUACGAGCUAGUGACGGAAUUUCGUUGCAUGGACAUCGACGAGUGCGAAAAGGGUACUCACGAUUGUUCUCACGAUUGCAUUAACUUGGAAAGUGAUUACAAGUGUUCGUGUCCUAAUGGUUUUAAAAUCGAUAAGGACGGAAGAAACUGUAUCGACGUGAACGAGUGUUUAGAAAGUCUCGACGAUUGUUCUCACGAGUGUAGAAACACCGAAGGUUCUUACGAGUGCGCUUGUCCUCAAGGAAUGUUUUUCAACUCCAGCAAAACUCAAUGCGUCUUAAUGGAUAUCUGCGAUAACGCCGGUUGUUCUCAAUCUUGUGAAGUAGAAGCCGACACUUAUAGAUGCGUCUGUCACGAGGGUUACGUAUUACAAGAGGAUGGAAAAACGUGUUCGGAUAUGGACGAGUGUCUCGAGGACGAGCACGAUUGCUCACACGAGUGCGUCAAUACUCAUGGUAGUUAUAUAUGUACUUGUCCACCUGGUUUAGAUCUUCUCGAAGAUGGUUUAACGUGCAAGGAUGAGAAAUGUGAGAAUGGAUUUCGAAGGGAUAAGAAUAAUCUCUGUAGGGAUAUCGACGAGUGCGAGGAAGAGGAUCACGAUUGUUCUCACUUUUGUAUCAACGAAUACGGCUCCUAUCGAUGUUCCUGUCCGACCGGUUGGGUUUUAGAGGAGGAUCGUAUAACUUGUACCGAAUCGAAUCCAUGUUGGAACGUCACUUGUUCUCACGCCUGUUUGCCGCUGGGAUCAUCUACCUUCAAAUGCGAAUGUCCUCUUGGAUAUAAAAUCGACGAGAGUGGUACCAUAUGCGAGGACAUAGACGAGUGUACGGACGAUACUAGAAAUAACUGUAGUCAUAUUUGCAAGAACGAGGAAGGAUCUUACGAGUGCCAUUGUCCGAAAGGAUAUCAACUCGACCGGGACAAUAGCACUUGUAUCGACGCGAACGAAUGCGAGAACGGCGAGCACGAUUGCGAAAACCUAUGUAUAAAUCUCGAGGGAAGGUAUAAUUGCACUUGUCCAAUGGGUUAUUUUUAUUCGGAGGAAGAACGCAUUUGCGAGGACAUCGACGAGUGUCGGAAUAACGAGCUCAAACACAAUUGCUCUCACGAAUGCGUAAACACGAUUGGUGCGUACAAUUGUACCUGUCCUAUCGGUUGGAAACUCGACGAAGACGAGCGUACGUGUAGGAUCGUUGACCCCUGUGCCAGUGAUCAUGGUUGUUCUCAUACGUGCGAACAGGAGAACGGAGAGAUUCGAUGCGGUUGCCCCGAAGGAUUCGAUCUUUUGGAGGAUGGUAAAACGUGUAGGGACAUAGACGAGUGUACCGAAGGGUCGCACGCUUGUUCGAAUAUUUGCAAAAAUGUCGAGGGUGCGUAUUACUGCGAGUGCCCAACGGGAUACGAAUUAUCGACGGACGAAAAAACGUGUAUCGACAUAGACGAAUGUUUCCUAGACACGAAAUUUUGCUCGCAACAUUGUAACAACACCGAAGGUAGCUUUCGCUGUAGCUGUCUCGAUGGAUACGAAUUGAUCGACGAUCGACGUACCUGCAAGGACAUCGACGAGUGCUCGACGAAUCUUCACGAUUGUUCUCACGAGUGCGAGAAUCUCGAUGGCGGUUACAUUUGUUACUGUCCCGAGGAUUUCACCUUGGACGAGGAUAAAAAAACUUGCAUAGAUCUGGACGAGUGCGCCGGUAGAAACAACUGUAGUCACAUUUGCGUGAACGUCCGUAACGGAUACACGUGCGAGUGUCCCGACGAUUUCACGUUGGAACCGGACGGUUGGACGUGUAGAAAAAUCGACCACUGCGAGGCUCAUCGCGAUUGUUCGCACGAGUGUAUCAGCGAAUCGAACGGCUACAAGUGUGCCUGUCGCGUGGGAUACAAUUUGUCGUUGGACAAUAAAACUUGCGUUGACAUAAACGAGUGUUUGGAAACGAAUAACGAGAUAAGCGAGCCUUGCUCUCACGAUUGCGUUAAUACGAUCGGAAGUUUCGAGUGUCAUUGUCCUAAGGGAUAUCAAAUUGGAAAAGAUAAGAAAACCUGCGAGGAUCUGAACGAGUGUAUAGAAGAAAAUGGCGGGUGUUCUCAUUUUUGCGCCAACACGGAAGGUGCCUACGAGUGCGCUUGUCCCGACAAUUACAAACUACUCGAGGACGAUGGGAAGACGUGCGUGGAGAUCGACGAGUGUUUGAUCGACAACGGCGGAUGUUCGCAUUUUUGUCAAUAUCAGAACGGUAACGUCUCCUGUAGCUGUCCCGACGGAUUGACCCUGGACGACGAGGAGAAGAAAUUUUGCGUGCACGAGGACAAAUGUUUGGUUGAGAACGGUGGUUGUUCCGACAUUUGUUAUUCCUCGAAUGGCACGGUAACGUGCGACUGUAUCUCGGGCUUUCGUUUGUCCACAGAGGACAACGUCACUUGCUUGGACAUUGACGAGUGUUCGGAACUUAAAGACAAUUGUACUCAAAAGUGCACGAACGUCUUAGGUGGUUUCAAGUGCGAAUGUUACGAGGGCUUUCGCGUGAAUCCCGACGAAUUGACAUUCUGCGACGACACGGACGAGUGCCAAGAAGAAAAUGGUGCCUGUUCGCAUUCCUGUUUCAACACGGUCGGCUCUUACAGAUGCGGUUGCCCGACGGGUUACGAUCUUGAUUCGGAUAAUAGGACGUGCGUUUUGAUCGAUGGCUGCAAACGCGACAACGGAAAUUGUUCUCAUCGUUGUCACCAUGACGAUGGUACGGGCAAAACUCGUUGCUCUUGCCCGUUGGGAUUCAGAUUGAAACAAGACCUUCGUACUUGCGAGGACAUCGACGAAUGCGAGGAAUUCGAGAACGACGUUGAUUCUGGUUGUUCUCAUUCGUGCGUUAACACCGAGGGCGGAUAUCAUUGCGAGUGUCCUACCGGUUAUAUUCUCAUGCCGCAGGACAAGAAGAGUUGCGUCGACGUAAAUGAGUGUCUUACGAGCGAGCACAAUUGCACACACGACUGUUUGAAUCUACUUGGUAGCUACGUAUGUACUUGUUACGAGGGACACUAUUUGCACAGCGACAGAUCCUCUUGUUUGGACAUCAACGAGUGCCUCGAAGGAAACGGUGGUUGUUCGCAUAUAUGCACCAACACGAUCGGAGGUCAUUUCUGUAGUUGUUCCGAGGGUUACGAGCUUGGUCAAGACGAGAAAGAUUGCGUGGACGUUAACGAAUGCGAGAAGGAAAUAGCCGAUUGUCCCGACGAUUGUAUCAAUACUCCGGGCUCGUUCAAAUGUCAAUGUCCGGACGGUCAUGUACUUGCGAAGGAUUCUCGAACUUGUAUAGACGUCGACGAAUGUCAGAUCGAAAACGGCGGCUGUACUCAUGCCUGUUUCAACAUCAUCGGUGGCGUUCGUUGUAGUUGUCCCGUUGGUCUCCGUCUAGAUAACGAUGGGAAAACGUGUCUUGACAUCGACGAAUGCGCCCUCGAGAACGGCGGCUGUUCGGACGUCUGCGUCAAUCUCGAAGGUACCUUUUCUUGUCGUUGUCCAGAUGGUCAUCAGCUCGACGACAUCGACUUUAAAAAUUGUAUCGAUAUAAACGAGUGCGAGGUAGAAAACGGCUCCUGCUCUGAUAUAUGUUUAAACACAAAAGGUAGCUACAGGUGCGAUUGUCCUAGUGGUUAUCGAUUGGCUGACGAUGCUAAAACAUGCGUCGACGUGAACGAGUGCGAAGUGGAUAACGGUGGAUGUUCUCACGCUUGCAUCAAUAGACCGGGCUCUUUCCGUUGCGAUUGUCCCAGAGGAUACGAGAUCAAGAAUAAGACCUGCCAUCGUUCAAAUCCUUGCAUGAUCGAUAAUGGUGGUUGCGAGCAGAUAUGCAAUGCCGAAGGCGGUAUGGUGAUAUGCACUUGCAAGGAGGGAUUUCAGUAUGACAAGUCCAACAGCUCGAUGUGUCACGAUGUGGAUGAAUGCUCUGGUCGGCAUGGGUGCGAGCAUGCUUGCAUUAACACCGUUGGAUCUUACAAGUGUGGAUGCUGGGAAGGAUAUCAAAUGCGGAAUUCUACUUGUGUAGAUAUCGACGAAUGUGCAUCAGGAAUUUGCAAGACGAAUCGAUGCGUCAACACCUUGGGCAGUUAUCGUUGCGAAUGCGACGAAGGUUAUCGAUCGGAGGGCGACACUUGUGUAGAUAUCGACGAAUGCGCCGAGGAUUCACCGUGCAGAGAGAGAUGCGUCAAUACUCCUGGCUCGUAUCAUUGUACCUGUACGCCAGGAUUUCGAUUACAAGGAACCGAAUGCGUAGAUAUAAACGAAUGCGAGUGGCGUAACGGUAGAUGCGAACAAGAAUGCAUUAACACAGUGGGAUCUUUCCUGUGCAAUUGUCGAUCGGGCUACGUGUUCAAUCACAGGAACAGAAGUCAGUGUCAGGAUGUAAACGAAUGCUUGAACCGGAACGGUGGUUGUAACGGCGAAUGCAUUAACACGCCAGGAAGUUACUACUGUACGUGCAACGGCGAUUUAGUUUUGUCUACGGAUGAGAGAACAUGCGUCUCGCUGGAGUCAAAGUGUCCCGCCAUGGAACCACCGUUGCACGCCGAGAUCCGAUGUCCUGGACACUAUUCUGGUGCGACCGAUUACCCUCACGGCGCUAGAUGUCAUAUUAGAUGUCGACGUGGAUUUAAAUUGGAAGGACCUCACACGAGAUAUUGCGUUAACGAUGGUCGAUGGAAUGGAAAAGAACCAGUGUGCCUUCGCGAAUACACGCUCGUGGAUUCUCGUUACGAUCUAGACAUGCCAAGGCCGUUCGUGAGAUGCCCACAGGACAUGGACGUGGAGUUACCCGCGAGGCAGAAUACGAUACGCGUUUCCUUCCCUCAGCCAAAGUCUAACAUGAACUGGUGGAGAUACGUGGACGCCUCACCUUCGUGGGCCAAACAGUUACAAGCCGAUUUACCAGCAGGCACCACCGUUGUCACAUUCACAGCUUGGUCACCCGUGUCUAAUUAUACGAGCACUUGCAGAAUCGUCAUACGUGUUCGAGACACUGAGAAUCCUAAAGUUUCGACCUGCCCGACAUCCUUUGAAGUGCGCUUAAGUCCAGGCGAACCAAACCGUUUGAUAUUCUGGCAGGAACCUACGUUCACCGACAACGUCGGAGUCGAGAGAAUUUACAAAACGAGGGAACCAGGACAACUGAUGUAUCCCGGGGUUCACAACGUGCGCUACAUCGCUUCCGAUGCAGCCGGAAAUCAGGCCGAAUGCCAUUUCUCCGUACACAUUCGAGAAUCCGACCAACGACAGGAUGCCGAGCCGAGAAUCUACCGAAGGAGAAUGUUGAUGUGUCCCGGAAGGCCACCCCAACCGAUGCCGACUUCCGCUUAUGGGUGGCAGAUACCAAGCGGUUGCUAUCUAAGGUACACCAGGAUCUUCUCAGGGGCGUAUGCCGUACAGCGUGCUUAUCGGGAACAUCAGCAGAAUGGUUAUCAAGACGCGAGGGCAGCUUAUCACGAGAUCCAUCCCGUACAGAGGAACCAACCUCGAGCUCCUCCUCCUCCUCCUCCUCCUCUUUCUUCUCCUUCUUCUUCCUCUUCCUCUUCUUCUCCUUCUUCUUCUUCUGCUUCUGCUUCUUCUUCUUCUUCUUCUUCUUCUUCUUCACGGAUCUCCUCAUCGAUGGCCUAUCCUAUUGGAGAUUAUCGACAGCAGCCGAGGGAACGGGAUUACUAUUUGGAGCAGAGGCAACAGCUGUUGCAGAGGCACCACUUGGAUGGGGGGGAGGAGGAGGAACGUUCGACGAGGAACGGUCACUUUGCAUCGUUUCCUCAUUAUCCGAGAGCUCGAGUCGAUACGAGAAUAUUUCCACGACGUAGAUGUUGCACAUGAAAGAGUUUCUAUAUAUCUCGAUCUAUAUAUCUAUCUAUCUAUCUAUCUAUCUUUUUCUUUCUCUUUUUUCUCCUGUCUCCCUUUUUCUCUCUAUCUCCUUCUCGUUGUACUAUUCGACGAGUCGAGGAAUUAAAUUCGGUAGUUGUACUACGAAAUAUUAACGACGAGUUUCCGUUCAUCGACAUUAAUUGGAUGAUGUAAAAAGAGAGAUGUAAAAAGAAAGAAAUAUUAUAAUAGAAAGAGAGAGAGAGAGAGAGAGGAGAGAAAAAACUGCUAUAAACGUUUCAUAACGCUAGCUUUCGUUUUUAUUUUUAUUACGUG